AUGGAGGGUCAGACCCGUCUCCGCCACAAGAAGGAGGCGCUCGAGGCGAAGGGCGAGUAUGUCCGCACCGUUCGCGGCACGCGCUUCAGCUCGGUGCCCAACGUGGACCCAGAUGGACCUCCCGCGGCUGGCCACGCCAUCUUCUGCCCUGAUGGCUUCAAUGGCGUGCCCCUUAGCGAGAUCGCCCGCGCUAUGCAGAGUAUGCCUGGUGUGAGCUACACUAUGGAGAACGAGAAGAGCCAGACUUAUUCCAACGAGGAGCAAGCCAAGCCCACAACCAGCUUUCUUCGAAGAGCAAUGACACUGACUGAACUCCCGCAGACUCCCCAAGACCUGCCCGCCAUGCAGAUCUGGUUCUUCACUCGUUGCCAGUCCCGCGACCAAGCCUUCAAUCUCCUCCGCAUCUACCAGACCCUCCUCAUCGACCUCGACUUCACCCCGCGCGAGAUCGAGGGCUGGCUGGCACAGAGCCACCUCGGCCGCAACAUCCCCGGUGCCGCGCUGCAGGAGGAUGUGCCCGUCUUCAAGUUCUCGGAUGAAGAUGAGGAGUUUUUGGGGCAGUUUGAUGCUCCGCCAGAGUGGGCUGGCAUGCGUACCCUGGAGAUCGAGUCUGCGAUGGAGUGGGAGCUUGAGAUUGUUAGGUCGUUGGCGCGUGUGAGGGCUGUGACGGAGCCGAAGGGGUUUCUGGAAAAGUGGCUAUUGGGUCCGGAGGAGGAGGAGGAGGAGGAGUAUCCUUUGACGUGUGAGCGGCGCCUUGAGCCCGAUAAUUGGAGGAAGUUGUACUCGAGCUGGGAAUGGCGGCAGAAGAUCGCGGACAUGUGGUAUCGCUCCCCCCCGACGGAGCAAUCCGCCGGGGCCGUACCGUGUAUUACGUAUUGGGGAAAACUGGGUAUAUUGCGCUCCAUACCUAACUACUAA
Messenger RNA from Colletotrichum lupini, 918 nucleotides. RefSeq lists its product as uncharacterized. The record is from RefSeq and is a predicted model, not a curated record. Lineage: Eukaryota; Fungi; Ascomycota; Sordariomycetes; Glomerellales; Glomerellaceae. The transcript is spliced from 3 exons. Bases 1 to 918 code for a protein of 305 amino acids.